AUGUCAGUCUUCAUCUCGCGCUUCAUCGAGCUUCCUCAGAACGCCCGCGCCGUUGUCGAGGCUCUCCAAUCCAUCAGCACCAGCCUCACCGCCAACAAAGAGCAAGACAGCUGGCGCGUCUUCACCAUCAGCCGCUCCGAGUACGCCCGCUUCAUCAAAUACAUCCGCCACCCUCUCGAAGCCGACCUCUACGACUGCUGGCAAAGCAUCCGCUACGACUACAUCCACCGCACCUCAAUCCUCGCCAUGCGUCUCCCCUCCGUCUCGCAAGUCCUCUUCACCAGCUCGCUGCACGAGCAAAUCACGCGCAGCAUCGACGCCAUCGCCGACGCCCACCCCAACGGCUGGUUCCUCAAGCACAUCAUGGCCAUCAACCCGGAGCGCGACUCCAGCGACGACGCGCUCGUCUUCAACGCGCACCGGCCCGACCUCUCCUUCUACUUCACGCCCGAGGACCCCCCCUCCCCUCCUUCCUCCCCCUCCUCCGCCGUUGCUCCGCCGCGCAAGCGCCCUCGCGUCCCCGGCGCCUCCGAGCCCACCCUCAUCGUCGAGAUCUGCAACGCGGCCAAGCACGGCGCCAUGCAGAUGCUGGCGGAGCGCUACACGCACGGCGGCGGCGGCGCGACCCGCACCGUCGUCGCCGUCGACACGGAGCGCGGCGUCUUCUCUGUCUGGCGCUUCUUGCGCUACCUCCCCACCAAGCUCGAGGGCAAGACGUUCCGCCGCUGCUUCUUGACGCAGGACAGCGUGGCGUGGCGCGGUGCGGGCACCUGCGCUGAGGGCGAGGGGCUGGUGCUGAGCGUGCGCGAUUUCAUGCCGACGGUACUGCCGGACGUUGAGGAUGUGUCUCCUGAGGAGAUGGACGAGCUGAUGAGGAGGAAGGUGGUGCUGGAUCCGGCGUGCCUCACCAAGAUGUGGCUGGAGUCGUGGUCGAUGCAGGAGGCGCCGUUGUAUUACGGCAGCGAGGGCAGCGAGGGCAGCGAGGGCAUGGAUUUCUCGGACAGCAGCAGCAGCAGCGAGGAUGACGUGGAGGAGCCUGGAGAGGUGGAGAUGGAGGAGCCGGGCCUGGACGACUUCAUCAGCACGGAGGAGGACUUUGCGAUGGAGGAGGAGGACGAGGAGAAUGAGUAG
Lasiodiplodia theobromae is the source of this 1131-nucleotide messenger RNA. RefSeq lists its product as uncharacterized. The transcript is spliced from 2 exons. Bases 1 to 1131 code for a protein of 376 amino acids. Lineage: Eukaryota; Fungi; Ascomycota; Dothideomycetes; Botryosphaeriales; Botryosphaeriaceae. The record is from RefSeq and is a predicted model, not a curated record.